CUAGUGUGGACGAAAUGGAGAAAAGAUUGCGGAUGUAAACAGCUGCGUUUGAUUGCGAACAAUAUUGGUGUCAGUUGUGAUAUUUAGCGGGAGGAUGAGGGUCACGGAUCUGAAUGGACUGUAGUGGAAAGACAGGAAGAGAUCACGAUACAGAAAGCGAUGGAGAGUCUAGUGAAGAAAGAAUAAAGGGGGCCAAGACAAUAGCAGUGUUGUGUUGGAGUGGAAAGUGGUGAUGGUGUUUGAUGAGACCACAGGGCUUCAUUUACACGCGAUCCGACUAACCGAUGUCAUAGAGAAAGAGAGAGGUGUGAAGUCCAACUGGCCCGGUUCAUGAGAAAAGGUGUCCUGCAGAGUCAUCUGAAGGUCCUGUCUGCUGGGAUGAAGACCUACGAGGUGCCUCCAGACUACAGUGAGGUUGUGCUACCUGAAAGACCCAAGCUGAAGUUUCUGAACAAGGUGCCCAACUUUAAGAAGGCGAAGAAGGAGAUGAAGAAGCUAAGAGACAUUCAGGGACCAGCCCAGACAGCCAACACCUUCACCAAGGGACAGUACGGCAUCGUGGCGCUGGGCGGGGGCUACCUCCACUUUGGUCACAUGGAGAUGAUGCGUCUGACCAUCAACAGGAGGAUGGACCCUCGCACCACCUUCGCCCGCUGGCGCAUCAACGCCCCCUACAAGCCCAUCACCAGGAAGGGCCUGGGCCAGAGGAUGGGCGGGGGCAAAGGGAACAUAGACCACUACGUCACACCGGUGAAGUACGGACGGAUGAUUGUGGAGGUCGGGGGACGGCUGGAACUGGGCGAGGUGGAGCCUAUCCUCAAGGAAGUGGCCAAGAAACUGCCCUUCCCUGCCAAGGUAGUGUCCAGAGAGAGCCUGACAGCCAUGCAGCAGGAGCAGCAGGACAUGGAGCAGAACAACCAGAACCCCUGGACCUUCCAGAGGAUCGCCAGGGGCAACAUGCUGGGCAUCAGGAAGGUCCUCAGCCCCUUUGACCUCCACAACCACGGGAAGUACAGCGGAAAGUUCCACAACCCAGGCAGGGUGUGAGGGAGUCGCCCGUGGUGCUGUCACAUUUUAACAGCUGCGCUUUGGAACAUGGCUUGCAUCCAAAAUGGCAGCCCAUGGAGCCAAAAUGGCUGCCUAUUCCCUAUUCGGUGCACUACUUUUGAUCAGAGCCCAGGUGCCAUGUCAGACGCAGCCCAUGGAGCCAAAAUGGCUGGCAGUCAUGGGGAGAAUUCUCUCCUGUGUGACUCCCUUAUUGGAAAUGUAGAUCAGUGAUUGGUGUUCAAUCGGAAAAUAAAGACACUUGUCUGAAUCUUCUGUUUUUAAAA
Messenger RNA from Salvelinus fontinalis (brook trout), 1331 nucleotides. It is a transcript of the gene mrpl16, whose product is annotated as mitochondrial ribosomal protein L16. Gene Ontology annotation, biological process: mitochondrial translation. Gene Ontology annotation, cellular component: mitochondrial large ribosomal subunit; ribosome. Gene Ontology annotation, molecular function: structural constituent of ribosome; rRNA binding. The transcript is spliced from 5 exons. The coding region runs from base 331 to 1047 and encodes 238 amino acids. NCBI's taxonomy places the organism in Eukaryota, Metazoa, Chordata, Actinopteri, Salmoniformes, Salmonidae. The record is from RefSeq and is a predicted model, not a curated record.